Lodderomyces orthopsilosis Co 90-125 is the source of this 1533-nucleotide messenger RNA. RefSeq names its product mitochondrial 37S ribosomal protein mS47 (gene EHD3). Bases 1 to 1533 code for a protein of 510 amino acids. The record is from RefSeq and is a predicted model, not a curated record. Gene Ontology annotation, cellular component: mitochondrion. Gene Ontology annotation, molecular function: 3-hydroxyisobutyryl-CoA hydrolase activity. NCBI's taxonomy places the organism in Eukaryota, Fungi, Ascomycota, Pichiomycetes, Serinales, Debaryomycetaceae. The transcript has a single exon. Gene Ontology annotation, biological process: L-valine catabolic process.
AUGAUCAGGAGUUUUCAAUUGGUCAAGCACAUUUACAAACCACAAGUAGCAAGCAUUUUAAGUCACUUAUCGCUUAAACAAGUAAGAAUGUCUCAUUUAUCAGCAAACCCUACUUCUGGUUCAGCACCAGACGAUGCAGUUGUCUUGCACUCGACCAAGAAUCAUGCAAGAAUUAUAACUUUGAACAGAGUCAAGAAGUUGAACUCAUUGAACACAGAAAUGGUCAACUUGAUUACUCCAGACUUGUUGAAAUACGCAAAGGAGCCUCAAAAUAAUGUCAUUAUCUUAACUACAAACUCCCCCAAGGCAUUAUGUGCUGGAGGUGAUGUCGCCGAAUGCGCCAAUCAAAUUGUCAAAGGUAACCCUGGAUACGGUGCUGACUUCUUUGACAAGGAAUACAAUCUUGAUUACAUUAUCUCAACUUUACCAAAGCCAUAUAUUUCCUUGAUGGAUGGAAUUACAUUUGGAGGUGGUGUAGGAUUGUCUGUUCAUGCUCCAUUCCGUGUGGCCACUGAAAAGACGAAAUUGGCUAUGCCAGAAAUGGAUAUUGGAUUCUUUCCUGAUGUCGGAACGACUUUCUUUUUGCCCAGAUUGGAUGACAAGUUUGGAUACUACACUGCAUUGACAGGUGCAGUAUUAUCUGGUUUAGAUGCAUACUUCUCAGGUUUUGCAACGCAUUACGUCAAGUCUGAAAAAAUUCCUCAAUUGAUCAACAGGUUGGCCAAUUUGCAACCACCUGAAAUUGAUGAUGUGUCGAAGAUUUCGUUGGUGUCAGGAAACACUCAAUAUUUCCAACAAGUAAAUGAUAUCUUGAACGAAUUUAGUGAAAAGAGAUUGCCAGCCGAUUAUAAGUUCUUAUUGACUGAGGAUGAACUUGAAUUGAACAACAAGGCAUUCUCACAAGAGAAUAUUAAUGAUGUUUUAGACUUCUUUAGAAAACACAGUGAUUCUUCAUCAUUUGCUAAAAAAACAUUGGAAAAGUUGUUGCAAAAGCCAAGAACUUCUUUAGCAGUUGGAUUUGAAUUGAUGAACCGCGGCUUACAAAACUCUAUUAAGGAACAAUUUACUUUAGAAAUGGUUUCAGCAACCAACAUCCAAAAAUUGCCACCAAAGGAGAAUGAUUUUGCAAAAGGUGUUAUUCACAAAUUGGUUGACAAAAUCAAGGACCCAUUCUUCCCUCAAUGGAAUGACCCUAGUAUCGUCACUCCGAAGUAUGUUUCGGACAUUCUCACGCAAACAGAUGAGACACUCAAGUUAUUGCCUAACCCACCUUUGAUUAAAGAAUGGUUUGGUUUGGAUUACAAAGAUUAUCCUUUGAACUUCGGUUUACCAAGAAAUAAAGAGGUUGGUGCUUACAUUGCAGGUACAGAUGGAUCAAACAGGACCUAUUUACCAACUCCUGCAGAGGUUUUUAAGCAUUUCAAAUCCACCACUGGCGAUAAAUUGGGUAUUGAUUUGAAAAUAAAGCAAAUUUUGGAUUUGCAUGGCGAAACCGCAAAAUAUGACAACAAGUAUGUAACUUGGAGGAAAUAA